GUGAGGCCGGCUCUGGCAUCCUCCGGACCUCGGCUGGCCUGGAGCUGGGCCUGGCCGCCUGUGCACAGGGGAUGGCCGGGCAGCCCAGUGGUGCCCGGAGAAUUCAUUCCGUGCCCGGGGCAGCGUCAACGCUCCCCAGUUUAGUUCUCAUUACUUGCAACAGCUGGGUCCCUUCACGGGGAGCCUUCAGGGGCCUGCCGCCUCGCCCCAACUCCAGGCCGCGUCACCGAAAGGGGACCAGACCCGGCCGGGCAUGUGUGGGUCCCGGACCCGGUGCGGAAAGAUUUCACAAGGCGAGCGGGCUUUCGCGAACCCCGAGGAUGCCCUGAGGCACGGAGGCCCCCAGUAUUGCCGGGAUGACCAUGACGUGGAUCGCUGCCUCAGAGCCCACCGGAACGACAUGGAGACCAUCUACCCGUUCCUGUUCCUGGGCCUGGUCUACUCCUUCCUGCAGCCCAACCCCUUCGUGGCCCGGAUGCACUUCCUGCUCGUCUUCCUGGGCCGCAUGGCGCACACCGUGGCCUACCUGGGGAAGCUGCGCGCGCCCAUCCGCUCCCUGGCCUACACGCUGGCCCAGCUGCCCUGCGCCUCCAUGGCCCUGCAGAUCGUCUGGGAGGCGGCCCACCACCUGUGACCGGCCCGGGCUUGGGGAACCGGGCGUGCCUUCCAGGUUGGGGUGGGCCCCGGGACCUGGUUUCCUGGCCGCCUGCUGAGCGUGGGCGCCUGGCCCAGGGGCCUGUGUGUGUCCCUUGGACUCCUGGGUGAAGUGGCCACUUGGAACCGUUCGGAGAUGGCUGUCAAGAUCAUAGGCAGUUGCUCAGCCGGCCGGGCUCAGUGAUUGAGCAUCAACCUCUGAACCAGGAGGUCACGGUUCGAUUCCCGGUCAGGGCACAUGCCCGGGUUGCUGGUUCGAUCCCCGGUGGUGGGCGUGCAGGAGGCACAUCACUAAUGUUUCUUUUCUUUUUCAUCACUAAUGUUUCUCUCCCUCCCCCUCUCCCUUCCUCACUGCAAUCAAUAAAAAUAUAUUUUUUAAAAAAAGA
Molecule: messenger RNA, 1040 nt
Organism: Eptesicus fuscus (big brown bat)
Lineage: Eukaryota; Metazoa; Chordata; Mammalia; Chiroptera; Vespertilionidae
Gene: PTGES
Product: prostaglandin E synthase
Exons: 3
Coding region: 254-634 (126 amino acids)
Biological process (GO): prostaglandin biosynthetic process
Cellular component (GO): membrane
Molecular function (GO): prostaglandin-E synthase activity
Source: RefSeq, a predicted model, not a curated record